This is a messenger RNA of Penicillium paradoxum, 1023 nucleotides long. RefSeq names its product sulfurtransferase. The coding region runs from base 1 to 1023 and encodes 340 amino acids. Gene Ontology annotation, molecular function: thiosulfate-cyanide sulfurtransferase activity. NCBI's taxonomy places the organism in Eukaryota, Fungi, Ascomycota, Eurotiomycetes, Eurotiales, Aspergillaceae. Gene Ontology annotation, cellular component: mitochondrion. Gene Ontology annotation, biological process: transsulfuration. The record is from RefSeq and is a predicted model, not a curated record. The transcript has 2 exons.
AUGGCAUUCACAGCCAUUCGAUCCUUUGCUCCUGCUCGUCUCUUCCGCCCCAACAUGUCCAUCUCCACAGGGCUCCAUGCCCAGCGCAAUGUCUCUUUUUCCUCGUAUCUAGUGACACCGAAGGAGCUGAAUGAAGCACUCAAAAAGAACCCACCGACCAAAAUCUCAACGUCCCCGCGCGUGAUUCCUCUCUGCGCAGCAUGGUUCAUGCCGAACGACCCAGAGGGUCGCAAGGGUAUUGAGUCGUUCCGUAACUCACGCAUUCCCCAGGCCCGGUUUUUCGACCUUGAUGCCGUCAAAGACCCAGAUUCACCCUACCCACACAUGCUUCCUACCUGUGAGACCUUUGCUGAGGCUAUGAGCGAGUUGGGGAUUCGUCGUGACGACGAGAUAGUGGUCUAUGACACUGCCGAGCUGGGCAUAUUUAGCGCACCCCGCGUAGGCUGGACUCUGCGUGUCUUCGGCCACCCCAAUGUCCAUAUCCUCAACAACUACCGUCUCUGGGUUCAAGAAGGUCUUCCGACCGAGAGCGGCGAGCCUGCGCCAGUGGAGAAAUCCAAGUACUCCGUCCCGACCUACGAUUCGCGAUUGGUGAUUUCCUUCCGUGAGAUGAAGGAGCUGGCUUUGGACUACGGCAAAGAAGGCGCAGAGGAAGUUGAAAUCCUCGAUGCCCGUUCCUACGGUCGGUGGGCUGGUAUAGACCCGGAGCCGCGCCCUGGCCUCCCAUCUGGCCACCUUCCUGGCUCCAAGAACAUUCCCUUCCAAGAACUUCUGGACCCCGAAACCAAAACUUAUCUCCCUGCCGAAGAUCUGCGGAAGGUGUUUGAAGAGCAUAAGGUGGACCUCAACCAAACGAUCAUCAGCUCGUGCGGCACUGGCGUGACUGCUUCGAUCAUUGAGACAGCCCUGGGUGAGGCGGAAUACGGCGACCCAAAUCUGCGUCGGGUAUAUGACGGCAGCUGGACUGAGUGGGCGCAACGAGUCAAGGAAGCAGAUGGCCUUAUCAAGAAGGUGAAAUCAUAG